AUACCUUCAGUCCAUCAUUGCCCUGCUCCGAGCCUGGAGAACAGCCGGAGAACCUUCUGUUUCCUGGAAGAUGACAAUUGAGAAAUCAGUGGUGGAUUUAGGAGGACUUUAAGAGAGAGGAUAUACAAAAAAUCAAGGAAUGGAGAAUUGAGGAGGAAAUUUUACUGGAAUUUUACUUUUAAAGAAAGGAAGAAAAAGGGGGAUUUGGGUGAGAAUGCGCGCGGAGUUUGAGAGGGUGGAUUACACGCCAGAAGUCCGUGUUGGUUUCGCUCUGUCUCUGGGGGAAGACAUUUGAGAAGAUCGUUUUGGAGGACACACACACACACACACACACACAGCCUCGCUUCCGCAGCGCAGACGUUUGCAGCAUUGCAAAGGAUUGAGGCACGAUUCGCCAGAAGGUUUUUUAAACACUGGAUCUUCCUUGUAUGAUGCUACUAAUACUAAAGUAAAACAAUACUACUAAUAAACAAACCAGCUCGAAUAUGAUGCAGCCUUUCAUUCAAACUUGCUGGAAGUCUCAUGACAGAUUUUUCGGACACAAUGGAUACUUGUGGAUGUCUUGAUAUGGAUUUACUGCCUGUCUGUUUACGGAUCUAGUCACUUCUGGGCUCUCCGACAAAUGACCAACACAUCUGUAAAAUUUUCUCUCACCGUCCUUACCCAUCCUUUAUCUAUUUACCAAAUUAUUUACGCCUCCAUAAAGCCGUAACAACGGCAGCAUGCAAACCGCAGGGUUCCCGAUGGCCCUCGCGGUGCUUUUGACCAUGUUAACGGUGAUGGACGUGAAGGCGAGCGGGGAGUACUGCCACGGCUGGAGGGAUCCACAGGGCGCAUGGCGGGACGGUUUCCAGUGUCCUGAGCGCUACGACGCCGCCGAGGCGAUUAUCUGCUGCGGCAAGUGCGAGCUGCGUUACUGCUGCUCCAGCAUCGAGGCCAGGCUCGAUCAGGGAACCUGUGACAACGACAAGAGGGGAAAAGAAGAGCCGGGUGCGGGGCACGAGGAGGGCAAAAACUCCGGUGCAGUGCCCAUCUAUGUGCCUUUCCUGAUCGUGGGGUCGGUCUUCGUGGCGUUCGUCUUGCUCGGCGCGGUGGUCGCUGUGUGCUGCUGUCGCUGCCUCCGACCCAAACAAGAACCUGCCUCCAGUGGCGGGCGUCUCCUGGAGUCCAUCCCCAUGAUGACCUCACGGGGCUCCUCCUCCCGUCAGUCGAGCACGGCCACCUCGUCCAGCUCUUCAGCCCCGACCGCUGUUGCUCGCCCAAUCCCAGGCCCUGCUCCCGCCCCCAUUUUGCGCGCCCAGGCCUCGUGCUGCCUGCCACCAGAUGCCAGCGUCUACGUCAACAUGCCCACCAACUUUUCAGUGUUGAACUGCCAGCAGGCGACGCAGAUCAUGCCUCAUCAGGGUCAGUUCCUGCAUCCUCAAUACGUCGGUUACGCCCACCCGGUCUCUCCCACCCCGGCCUUCCUGGACCCUACGCAGGGCGCCUACAGACCCCUGCAAUCUCCGUUUCCUCCACCUACGAGUAUGACGAGCGUGACGAGCGUGACAAGUGUCAGUGGAGAGCAGAAGCAGCCGGCUGUGACUAUAUGAGAGGCUCUUGUGUGUGUGUGUGUGUGUGUGUGUGUGUGUGUGUGUCAUACAAUGAAGGAGUGAAAGAAUAGUCAUGAGGACCCUGAAUCCCAGGUCAGUUUCAGGGCGAGACGCAGUGUGUCAUGUGCUCUGCAGACUGUGUGUGCACUGUUUGUGUUAAGAAGAUCCUCUCUAUCAUGGAGAAAAUGGACCCUGUGCAAAUGCUGUCUCCUUCAGUGCCUGGUGCUAAAAAGUUUUUACUCCAGGAAUCUCUACCUUAAGGUGGUAGCCCUCCAUCUUCACCUGAGUGACACCUCAUCUGUUUCGGAGAGGAUAAAUAUAUGUUCAGUUUCUUGCAGUAAAGAUCUAAAUAUUCAAUCCCAUUUAUUAGGCGAGUAAUGAAGCCAUUACUCCAGCGGCACCUCCACCCCAGGAGAAAGUGCCCCAUCUACCCCUGACUUGCCUUCAUUUUUUAAAAUGAUUUUUUAUUUUUAUUUUUAAAAAACGUGUUUGUUUUUUUUAAUAAUUGAAGGUAUAUGAUUAAUCCUAAUAUAAUGUAUUGUUUUUUUGGUUUGAGAAUUUAAAUAAAUAAAUAAAAAAUCCCAAAGCCGUAA
Hemibagrus wyckioides is the source of this 2185-nucleotide messenger RNA. Its product is annotated as protein shisa-2 homolog. The record is from RefSeq and is a predicted model, not a curated record. NCBI's taxonomy places the organism in Eukaryota, Metazoa, Chordata, Actinopteri, Siluriformes, Bagridae. The coding region runs from base 723 to 1592 and encodes 289 amino acids. The transcript is spliced from 2 exons.